Sphaeramia orbicularis (orbiculate cardinalfish) is the source of this 6483-nucleotide messenger RNA. It is a transcript of the gene tshz3b, whose product is annotated as teashirt zinc finger homeobox 3b. Lineage: Eukaryota; Metazoa; Chordata; Actinopteri; Kurtiformes; Apogonidae. The record is from RefSeq and is a predicted model, not a curated record. Gene Ontology annotation, molecular function: DNA-binding transcription factor activity, RNA polymerase II-specific; DNA binding. The coding region runs from base 1018 to 4710 and encodes 1230 amino acids. Gene Ontology annotation, biological process: regulation of transcription by RNA polymerase II. The transcript is spliced from 3 exons. Gene Ontology annotation, cellular component: nucleus.
CAGCCUGAGCCCGUCCCCUCCUCCUCCUCCUCCUCCUCAUGUACAUUAUUACAACAAGGGAGACCCAAUCAAGCACGUAUCUCAUCGAUUCACGCACACGCAAACACACACGCAGCUCCGCUAAACACGCACACAUUGGCUCGCGCACGCGCCGACACGCACACGCGUACAUACUGACUGACUGACUUGCCCUCAGCGGAUUUUUCAAAGCGCUCUCGGACAAAAUAACGCAGCCGCGCCAGGCAGGGCACCGUGUGGGCGACCAGUCCCGGCCGUCACCUCCUCCUCUUCUUCCUCCACCUCCUCUUCCUCCUCCUCUUCUUCUUCUUUUCUCCACCGCUGUCGGUCCUGAGAAUAACAAACUGAAAAAGCUGCAUGUGGCUUUUUUUCUUAACAGCGACAGGACUUGCCAGAGGCGAAUGGAUUUUUAUGAGAUGGUUUCAAGCACGUUUCAGCUGCUCUACCUCUUGGCUUUGAAUUGUGCGUGAUUACCGGGAGGGACAAAAAGCCUCAUGGACAGCGCACGGAGGAUCAGCCCGUAAAACUUUCCUGUUGCAGCCUCCGACGCCAAGUAAAGAGGAUCACACGGAGGCACUAGGCGCUUUUUUGCCCCCCUUCUGUUUUUUCCUACCGCGGAGCCCCCUUCUAUUCCCUGCUCCCACCGCGUCCAUCCAAGUCGGAGCGGGAGAGAGAGAAAGCGACCGACCGACAGAGACAGAGCAGCCGACCGGGGAAGUCACGCUGGUCCCCCCCCCCCCUUCCCCGGCCCCCCCUCCCGACCCCCUCUUUUAUGACCCCCCCACCUUCCACAUUUCGUGGCUCUUUUCUCCGCUGAUUUCUUUUUUUGUUUUCGAAAACUGCACACCAUCCUCUUUACACACCCGCCCCCGAUCUAUGUGGGAGCCCUGAGAGCGCACCCAGGGGGGAAAACUGUGUAUCAAAGCUUCGCGGAUCCCCCAGGCAGCCUCGGAUCACCGGGGCCAGAGAAGAACUCCCUGCCGGGCCCCCGAAGCCAACAUGCCGCGGAGGAAGCAGCAAGCGCCUCGGCGCGCCGCAGCAGCAUAUGUACCUGAAGAUGAGAAGGAAGCUGUCCUCUUGGAUGAGGACCUGGAUGGAGACGAUUCAGCCCAGGAAGGGGAGGAGCCCGCUGCUAAGUUCCUGUGUCAAGACAAAGACUUCCUUCUCAAAGACAGACCAGGAUCCACUGGUUUCCAUGAUUCCCCAAAUGCAGCAGACUUUUCUGGUCAGGAGCUGGACAGUGAAUCUCACCUGAGUGAAUCCAGUGACAGGAUGUCUGAUUUUGAAAGCUCCUCACUUAAAAAUGAGGAGGAUGUCCUCCUCUCUAAAGACCCUGCAAAUGCCCUCUCCCUGUCUUCCUCAUCCUCCAUGAUGACUGCUACCAACCCCGUUACACCAAUAAGUGUAGAUGAUGCUAUAUUAGCCACUACAGGGUCUGUGGCUGACAGCCUGGAGAAGAUGAAGGCUAUUUACACCUCCUUCUUGACCAACUCUUAUUGGUCCACUCUGAAUCUCAACCUGAGCCAGCCACCUGCAGAAAAACCUCCUCGAAGCCACAGUAGCAGCAGUAGCAGCAGUAGUAGCAGCAGCUGUGGAAGCGGAGGCUAUGACUGGCACCAGACUGCUAUGGCUAAAACUCUCCAGCAGGCCUCGCAGAACCACCACAAUCGAAUGGGACUGGUUCACCAUCCCACGGUGGCAGUAUCCACAGCAUCCACAGAACCCAACCUCUUCAGUACCGUCCAGCUGUAUCGUCAGAGCUCCAAGCUGUAUGGCUCCAUAUUUACCGGUGCCAGCAAGUUCCGCUGCAAGGACUGCAGUGCUGCCUACGACACACUUGUGGAACUAACAGUGCACAUGAAUGAGACAGGCCAUUAUCGUGAUGACAACCAUGAGACAGAUAGUGAGGGUGCUAAACGGUGGUCAAAACCCAGAAAACGGUCCUUGCUAGAGAUGGAAGGAAAAGAGGAUGCACAGAAAGUUCUGAAGUGUAUGUACUGUGGUCACUCCUUUGAAUCUCUCCAGGACCUAAGUGUUCACAUGAUCAAGACAAAACACUACCAGAAAGUGCCUCUGAAAGAGCCUGUUACACCAGUGGCAGCUAAGAUUAUCUCCUCUGCUCGAAAAAGAGCUCCUAUUGACCUUGAAAUCCCCAGCUCACCAGAUUCCAAUGGGGGCACCACACCGAAGCCCACCUCUCUAAAUGAUUCUAAUGAUAUACUCCAGAAAGCCACCAACCCUUACAUCACACCCAACAACCGAUAUGGACACCAGAAUGGGGCCAGCUAUGCCUGGCAGUUUGAAUCCAGGAAGUCACAGAUCCUUAAAUGCAUGGAGUGUGGCAGCUCUCAUGACACGCUGCAGGAGCUGACAGCUCAUAUGAUGGUCACUGGACACUUUAUUAAAGUCACAAAUUCUGCUAUUAAGAAAGGCAAACCAAUUAUCGAGUCCCCCACCCCAGUUCCAACAUCCAAUUCAACAGCUGAAGAAAAGGUGCAGUCUGUUCCUCUGGCUGCUACAACAUUCUCCCCUCCACCUGCCCCAGUGCCCCCACCGGCCAGCAUCUCCCCCACUGCCAUGGUUGUGGAGAUAAAAAAGGAGGAGAAGGAGGAGGAAUGCACUAAAGAGUCUAUUGUCAAUAAUGGUAACAUUGUAAAUAAAGAGAAGAAGGCAGGAUGUGAAGAUGAGGCUGAAGAGAAGUUUGAUAUUUCAUCAAAAUAUACUUAUCUGACAGAAGAGGAUCUGGAUGAAAGCCCUAAAGGGGGUCUUGACAUCCUCAAGUCCCUGGAGAACACAGUGACCUCAGCUAUCAACAAAGCUCAGAAUGGAGCUCCAAGCUGGGGUGGCUAUCCUAGUAUCCAUGCUGCCUACCAGCUCCCAAACAUCAUGAAGCUAUCUCUAGGCAAUUCUGGCAAGAGCUCUCCGCUUAAGUACAUGUUCCCCGGAGGAGAGAUCCUCUCUCCCACUGGUAAAAACCAGCCUCUCAUCUCCCCUCCCAGUCGCCAGACCUCCCCCCUGCCUAAGAACAACUUCCAUGCUAUGGAGGAACUAGUGAAAAAAGUGACAGAAAAAGUGGCUAAGGUUGAAGAGAAAAUGAGAGAGCCUGGUGGUGCUGUUAGAGCAUCUCCCCCGAGACGUACCACACCAUCACCAUGCAACAGCGAGGCAGGGGACUCAGCCAGAGGAGAGUCUCCCAAAGACAAUAGAACAGGAAACUGUAAAACUCCUGAGAGUACAAGUUGUGUGGAAAAAGGACUAGGAGAUGCAAAUGGUGCCAAUCACAGAGAAUCAAAUGGAGAUAUAAAGGAAUCUGUGGAAAACGGAGUGGAGUCCACUGCUGUGACAUCCCCGCUGCCUGCCUCCCUGUGUGGCAGCACAGCCAUCAUCACAGACCAUCCACCUCCAGAGCAGCCCUUCGUCAACCCUCUUAGCGCACUGCAGUCAGUAAUGAACGUACAUCUGGGGAAGGCUGCCAAACCUGCCCUACCUUCCCUUGACCCCAUGAGUAUGCUGUUUAAGAUGAGUAACAGCUUGGCCGAGAAAGCAGCAGUGGCUGCCUCCACUCCACCAGCACCAACCAAAAAGCCCACCAAUGAUCAUCUAGACCGCUACUUCUACCAGCAACAUCUAAACAAUGACCAACCCAUAGAUCUCACCAAAGGCAAGACUGCUGACAAAAAUGGCACAAGUGGUUCUAUGGGUUCAACAGCUCUCUCUUCCACCACCUCCACCCCAUCCUCAAUUUCACCUUCCUCCACUAUCACUAUGACCAAAGCCUCAGCUGCAGUAGCUUCUUUUAUGUCCUCCUCCCCUUUGAGAGAGAAUGCCUUGUCAGAUAUCUCUGACAUGCUACGGAAUCUGACUGAGAGUCAAGCGGUUUCAAAGGCCUCCACACCGACCAGCCUGUCCGAACGCUCUGACAUCGAAGGUGCCACACAAGAGGAGACAGAAGAUGUUUCACCAGCCCAGAAACGCAAAGGCCGUCAGUCCAACUGGAACCCUCAACACCUCCUCAUCCUCCAAGCCCAGUUCGCUUCAAGCCUGAGACAAACAAGUGAUGGCAAGUAUAUGAUGUCGGACCUGAGCCCACAGGAGAGAAUGCACAUCUCGCGCUUCACUGGCCUAUCGAUGACUACAAUAUCCCAUUGGCUGGCUAAUGUGAAGUACCAGCUAAGGAGAACCGGUGGCACCAAGUUCUUGAAGAACUUGGAUUCGGGCCAUCCAGUGUUCUUCUGCAGUGACUGUGCCUCACAGAUUCGCUCCCCAUCCACUUAUGUCAGUCACUUGGAAUCCCACUUGGGUUUCCGUCUGCGAGACCUAGCAAAGCUUUCUGGGGAGCAGCUGCUAAGUCAGAUUUCACAGCAUCCCCAUCAACAACGGCACACCAAAGGACUGUCUGAAAAACUGCUCUCAAAUAUUCACCCAUCCAGCCACCCUCUUCCUUCCUCUCUACCCACAGCACUACCCCCAUCCUUACCCAUUACUCUUCCCUCUUCCCUUACCACUUCUCUGCCCUCAACUGAAUCCCCCUCCCCCUCCCCCGAUGAUGACGACAGUGGGGCCGUGUACCAGUGCAAGCUCUGCAAUCGGACUUUUGCAAGCAAGCAUGCGGUCAAGCUUCACCUGAGCAAGACUCAUGGGAAGUCCCCUGAGGAUCAUCUCAUGUAUGUGUGUGAGCUAGAGAAACAGUAGCGUUUGCUGGGGACAGUGCUGCACUCUUUCGUAACGUCUCACUCUUUCUUGCUCUGUUACUCUUUAGCCUUUCACAGACUUUAAUUGCAAAGGAGAAAAAAAAGGACCAUUAAUGUGAUGGAACUGCACAAGGAUGCCAUAUAACUACUGCUUUGAGUUUUGGCACAUUGUUUUACAUUUUGUGUUGUAGCAGUUGUUUGUUCUUUUUUAUUUUGUUUUCUGGGAGGUAGACUCACUCUGGCCCAAGACAUUCAAUUUUAUUGCGCUCUCAUUUGACAGAGAUAGACUGAUUUUUUUUUUCAAUAUGUGCAGAUGGGGGCUGUCGUCACUGAAAUGAUACUGUAUAUGAAGGUUUAAAAAAAGAGAUUCUAAAAUGAAGUGGUGUGUAUUUUGAAAACUUGUGUAAAUGGAAUUAAGUUCCUUUAUAUUUUGGCAUCACUGGGGUGUGAUAAGCUGCAUGCAUAAAUAAAACAGUUUAGUUAAACAUUUUAUAACUAAAUCUGGUGCACUUUCCAUGAUUUACUUUUUACUUAUUUCUAUUUGCCCGCUCGUUCUACUUUUUUUUUUUUUCUAUAACAUUUUUGUGCUGGAGUCGGCAGUUUAUAUUUAACCCUCUGAGUACGUCAAAGCACUUCUAAGAUCCAAGAAGGAAAACACCAUCAACACAAAAUUCAAGAUUAGAAAUUUUUCAAGCUAUUGUGAGAGCCAGAUGGACAACAUGUGCAUUGUGUCUACUAUGUUUCCAGACAUUUGACGAGUCUAAUCCUUGACAUGAAAGCAUUUUUUUUUUUUUUUUUUUUUUUUAUUAAGAGAUUUUUGGUUCAUUGAAAGUUGUACGUUUUGGGCUUACAGUAAUCUUGGUCUGGAAAAUGCUCAAAGGACUUGACACAAGCAUUGUAGCUAUAUGGUAAAAGAUGAAAAAGAAAAAAAAAAAAGAAGUCUAAUGUCUUUUACUUUGGUUGAUCAGGGACCUUUACUAAUUCAGGUCUGUGUAAAAUAUGUACAUAAAAACAUAUUAACGAAUUCCUGUCUAAAUUAUGCAUCAUUUCUAUAUUUUUAAUUUAAAAGGAUUAUGACUAUCUGCUGGUGCACAGUAUAUGAAGACAUUAAUAAAAUUGUUUUGCACAAUAGUUUUCUAAAUGUGUUAUUUAAUCAAAUGAUAUGAAAAAUGGGAGACUAAAAGGAUGACAACAGGUGAAUCUUUUUAUUCCCACCUCGUGCUCAAAGGGUUAAAGACUCUUUUUACCAGACACUCCUCUACAUGUGCCGCUGUAUGAAAAGAUAUUAAAGGUUGUACAAAAAAAGAUGUUACUUUAUAAAGUUAUUUAUAAGCACUCUUGGUUGUUUCAUAUCGUUGAAUGCCUUUUCAAUUGGUCCUAUUUUUUUUUUUUUUUCUUUUUUUUUUUUGUUCUGUCUAAUUACUCUGCCAUGAAUCCACACUGCAGCUUUAUCUUUUUGGGAUAUGAAAGGUAACCAUGGUUACACUAACCUCUUGAGUGACAAGUUCUGCUACAUUUUUGGCAGUUAAUUUGCUGAAGUAACUGACAGCUGCCAGUGUAGAGAAAUAAAAAAAAAAAAAAAAAAUCCUUAUGUGUAAAAUAUCGGCAUGUAAACAGCACAGAUACUGUUAUGAAUUCUGUGCCGUUAGUCCUUUCAUUUCCUUCUUUCGUUUUCUGUUGUUGUUGUUCUUGACAAUGAACCCCCAUUAUAUGACUUCAUAUAACCUUGUUUUCUACUGCAGCAUUAAAAAAAGGAACCUGUUUUUUGCAAUAA